This is a messenger RNA of Etheostoma cragini (Arkansas darter), 450 nucleotides long. RefSeq names its product striatin-3-like. The annotation marks the transcript as partial. Gene Ontology annotation, molecular function: protein phosphatase 2A binding; calmodulin binding; protein-containing complex binding. The transcript is spliced from 3 exons. Gene Ontology annotation, cellular component: dendrite. The record is from RefSeq and is a predicted model, not a curated record. Lineage: Eukaryota; Metazoa; Chordata; Actinopteri; Perciformes; Percidae.
GGAGUUUAAGAAGUCUUUUUGUUUUACAGAAGUGCCUCUUUUGAUGUGGAGCCCGUCUACACAUUCAGAGCCCAUGUUGGUCCUGUGUUGUCGUUGACGAUGACGUCCAGCGGUGAGCAGUGUUUCAGCGGAGGACUCGACUCGACCAUCCAGUGGUGGAACAUCCCCAGCUCUAAUGUGGACCCCUACGACACAUACGAUCCUAGUGUCCUGGCGGGGUCGUGGUUGGGGCACACGGACGCCGUGUGGGGAUUGGCUUACAGCGGCAUCAAGAACCGCCUCCUGUCCUGCUCGGCCGACGGCACGGUGAAACUGUGGAACCCGACGGAGGAGAACCCCUGCAUCAGCACUUUCAACACAAACAAGGGUGAGGACGGAAGGGGGUGCAGAGGGCGUACCGGGGAGGGCGUCCCCCGGAGGGCGUACCGGGGAGGGCGUCCCCCGGAGGGC